AUGCGGGUGCCCCUGGCGGCGCUGGCGGGGGUGGCGGCGCUGGCCGGGGCGCUGAGCUUCGCGCUGCUGGCGGCGGCCAUCAGCACGGACUUCUGGUACAUCAUCGACACCCGGCGGCUGGAGCGCGGCGCCCUGGGGGUGCGGGGCGGCGCGGGGGGCGCCAACCGCAGCCAGCCGGAGCCCCUGAGCUCGCACUCCGGCCUCUGGCGGACCUGCCGUGUCCAGAGCCCUUGCGCGCCGCUGAUGAACCCCUUCUGGCAGGAGAACGUGACGGUCAGCGACUCCAGUCGGCAACUUCUCGCCAUGCACGGGACCUUUGUGAUUCUGCUCCCCUUCAGCCUCAUCCUCAUGGUCUUUGGGGGGAUGACGGGGUUUCUGAGCUUCCUCCUCCGAACCUCCCUCCUCCUGCUGCUCACGGGGACCCUCUUCCUCUUUGGAGCUCUCGUCACGCUCACCGGCAUCAGCAUGUACAUCGCGUAUUCGGCUGCCGCCUUCCGGGAGGCGCUGUGUCUGCUGGAGGAGACGGCCCUGCUGGACCAGGUGGACAUCCGCUUCGGCUGGUCCCUGGCCCUGGGCUGGGUCAGUUUCUUCGCCGAGCUGCUCACCGGGGCAUCCUUCCUGGCAGCGGCCCGCGUGCUCAGCCUGAGACGGCGGCAGGACCAGGCCAUCUGA
This is a messenger RNA of Pipistrellus nathusii (Nathusius's pipistrelle), 672 nucleotides long. Lineage: Eukaryota; Metazoa; Chordata; Mammalia; Chiroptera; Vespertilionidae. The record is from the annotation of a GenBank genome assembly.